Messenger RNA from Gymnogyps californianus (California condor), 1067 nucleotides. RefSeq names its product histone H1.8. NCBI's taxonomy places the organism in Eukaryota, Metazoa, Chordata, Aves, Accipitriformes, Cathartidae. Gene Ontology annotation, molecular function: DNA binding. Gene Ontology annotation, cellular component: nucleosome. The transcript has 5 exons. Gene Ontology annotation, biological process: nucleosome assembly. Bases 46 to 894 code for a protein of 282 amino acids. The record is from RefSeq and is a predicted model, not a curated record.
UGCCUGGGGCUUUAGGCUGCUGUGCUCAAGCAGGUGUGCGCUGCCAUGGAGCCUCAGCUGGCAGCCGAAGCUGCUGGCACAGCCCAGCUCCCGGGUCUGCUGGCCCGGGGCCGGCGGCCCCUCCACCCCUCCACCCUGCACAUGGUCAUCGAGGCACUGCGGGCUCAGGAUGAGAAGAAGGGUGCAUCUGUCAUCGCCAUCAAGCGGUUCAUCCUGGCCAAGUACCCUGCCGUGGACCCCGUCCGCCUCAAGUACCUGCUGAAGCAGGCACUGAGCAAGGGGCUGAGCCGCGGGGACCUGGUGCGGCCCCACAACUCCUCCGCCAUGGGGGCCACCGGCCGCUUCAAGUUAGCCCCUGAGAAGCUGCGGCACAAGCAGCCGCCGGGCCAGGCAGAUCCCAACAGAGGACAGACCUCGAAGCCGGGACGGAAAGGGACCACCAAGCCCCCCCGGGCCCCCGCAGUGGCUGCGCAACAGCGAGGCGCCGCGGAGGAGAAGCCGGCAGCAGCGAAGCAGAAGCCGAGGUCAAAGCCCGUGGAUGCCCAGCCGCCAGCAGCAGCGAAGCCCAGGAGCGAUGGAGCGAAGCCCCCGCGAGCUGCCGGCCACCCCCGGGCCCCCGGCAAAGGGCGUUCAGGGCCCCCCGCGGCUCCGGCUGCUGAGGAUGCAGGAGGGGGCGAUGGCAACAGCCCUGCGGGUGCUGGGGCAAAGGGGCCCCGAAAGGCCCCAGUGGGAAAGAGCAAGGGGAAGGCGCCCAAGGGGCCACAGCAAGAUGCCCCCAAGGCGAAGGGGGGUCAAGGCAAGGCAAGGAAGCCCCGGGUGACCCCAGGAACUGGCCCAGGGGAGGCCGGGCUGCGGAAGGCAGCCCCCCUGCCAGUGGGCAGGAAGGCCCCAUAGAGGGUCCUGGACAGCCCCGCUCCCCGUGGGAGCCCAGCCCUGCUUCCAGCUGGGCCCGGACCCUCGGGGUCUGGGUUGGUUUUAGUCCCCAAGACAUGUUUUAACUCUGUGUUCACCUCCUGCUAAUAAAGCUUCUUCACUCCCCUCAUGAAAUGGCAUGGCUGCUGCCCUGC